This is a messenger RNA of Megalops cyprinoides (Indo-Pacific tarpon), 1440 nucleotides long. Its product is annotated as cyclin-J-like. Gene Ontology annotation, biological process: mitotic cell cycle phase transition; regulation of cyclin-dependent protein serine/threonine kinase activity. Gene Ontology annotation, cellular component: cytoplasm; cyclin-dependent protein kinase holoenzyme complex; nucleus. The record is from RefSeq and is a predicted model, not a curated record. Lineage: Eukaryota; Metazoa; Chordata; Actinopteri; Elopiformes; Megalopidae. Bases 148 to 1362 code for a protein of 404 amino acids. Gene Ontology annotation, molecular function: cyclin-dependent protein serine/threonine kinase regulator activity. The transcript is spliced from 6 exons.
UUCCAGGAUGUUGUUGGUCUGAAACAAAGGGGGUCCGGAGCGCUCCUGUCUCUGCGCGAUCCAUUCGAGGCGCAGUCCGCACUCUGACAGACCCCACGAUCACCGAUCUCCGCAGGGUAGAAGUUCCGUCCUUUUCGCGUCUCCUGGAUGGGAAAGAUGGACACGGAAGCGGAAUGGUGGAAAAGCCAGCUCGCCGCGGAUAUCCAUCAAGCGCUUCGCAUCAAGGAGCUGAAGUUGCCAGCGUACCGGGCCCACUCCCCACAGAUUGGCGUGCGGCGCUACUUUGCUGAUCUGCUGGCCAUCCUCAGCAACCGCUACCAGCUGUGCCCCACGGCGCGCCACCUGGCCGUCUACCUGCUGGACCUCUUCAUGGACCACUAUGAUGUGGCGGUCAAGCAGCUAUACGUCAUCGCCCUGUCCUGCCUGCUCCUGGCCAGUAAGUUUGAGGAGAAGGAGGACCGCGUGCCCAAGCUGGAGCAGCUGAACGCGCUGGGCUUCAUGUGCAGCCUGAACCUGGUGCUCAGCAAGCGCGACCUGAUCAGGAUGGAGCUGCUGCUGCUGGAGACCUUCGGCUGGAACCUGUGCAUGCCCACGCCCGCCCACUUCAUCGACUACUACCUCCACGCUUCCGUGCACGAGAGCGACCGCCACAACGGCUGGCCCCUCCCCUCCCUCUCCAAGACCAAAGCCUUCGUGGACAAGUAUACGCAUUACUUCCUGGAGGUGUCCCUACAGGACCACGCCUUCCUGAGUUUCCGGCCCUCCCAGGUGGCGGCGGGCUGCAUCGCGGCGUCCCGGAUCUGCCUGCAGAUCUCCCCCAGCUGGAGUGUGGGCCUGCAGCUGCUGACCGGCUACACCUGGGAACACCUGUCCCAGUGCAUCCAGCUCAUGCUUCUGGCCCAUGACAACGAUGUGAAAGAGGCCAACAAGAUUAAAUCCAGCUCUCAGUCCAGCCAGGGGUUGCUGAGGGCCCAGGGCCAGGGCUUGCCCCCUUCCAUGUCCUCCUCCUCCUCUUCAUCACAACAGCUUCUCUUCCAGGCAGACGGUCCCACGCACCUCUCCCAGCGCACAGCACCCAUGUCCCGACUGCAUGUGCUAGGCGACUCCCAGGCUUUGGGGCCUGCAGUGUCUCAAGACUACCUCCAGCCCCAUGCGGCGGGCCCGCUGUCGGGUCCAGCUGCUGGGGGCUCCUUUCACUCGUACCCGGGCCUGGCGUCCGGCCUGCGCUCGCUGCCCGUCCAGGGGCCGAUCUCCAUGCAGGUGGCCGUCUCGGCCGAGCCGCGGCACUGCCUGGGAGCAGCGUACGGAGCCGGCUUCCUGGCCUCGCACCACGGCUUCGCCACGGGCUGCUUUGACAGGUGACGCCAGGCGAGGGAGGACAGAGACAAACCGAAGCGUCCUGUCUCCCGUCCCUCCCCCGGCACCCCUCCACCCCCUGCC